Messenger RNA from Saitoella complicata NRRL Y-17804, 1331 nucleotides. RefSeq lists its product as uncharacterized. The record is from RefSeq and is a predicted model, not a curated record. NCBI's taxonomy places the organism in Eukaryota, Fungi, Ascomycota, Saitoellomycetes, Saitoellales, Saitoellaceae. The transcript has 6 exons. The coding region runs from base 30 to 1331 and encodes 433 amino acids. Gene Ontology annotation, biological process: phosphatidylcholine biosynthetic process.
CCAGCAUACAUCCCCAACAAACUCUCAGAAUGGACCGCAAACGGACGGCGUCAACGUCGUCUUCAAUACAAGCAAGUCCGAUGAGUUAUGCGUCUUACGACGGACUCGAAGAACCACUCGCGUUCAAUUUGGAUGAGAGUCCGCAGUUUGAUCUGAUUGACUUGUUGGACUUUAACAAUUACGUGAAUUUGUCUGAUAUGAGGAGGAGAGGGAGUGAGUUCAAGAGAAGAAUCGGCUCCAAAACACCCAAGAUUGAUAAAGAACUUGAACGAUUCAAGGCGCGAUUCUCGAGACAUGUGGAUAAAGCCAAGACGAAGUGGAACUCCAAGAAUGUCGUGCGGACGCGGGAUAAGAUUGCAUUUGUGUUGGGAGUGUUUAAUAUCUUUGUCAGCGCGUUGUUGAUUGGAAUGGCGCCAGAGUGGAUUCAUGUCUUCUAUUCGGCUCAGCUUGCGUACUUCAUGCCAAUGCGGUACAUCUCAUAUCACCGCAAAGGGAUGCAUUAUUUCAUGGCAGACCUGUGCUAUUGGGUGAAUUGGCUCCUUGUUGCCUAUUUGUGGGUAGCACCAGGUUCGACUGGCUUGUUGAUUUCGACGUAUUGCUUGACGCAUGGAUCCUUGGCUUGGGCUAUCGUUGCUUGGAGAAACUCACUCGUCUUCCAUUCGAUGGAUAAGGUUUGUUCCCUCUUCAUUCACGUCUAUCCGCCCCUUGUCCUGCACACGAUCGUCCACGUCCUCCCUCGCUCGUACGUUGACACUCGCUUCCCCGCCGUACCUGCCGUCCAAACGCUCAACUUCCUGCCCGCCAUGGCCGUUGCCUCGAUCGCGUACAUGACCUGGCAAGUCCUGUACUACGUCUUCAUUCAAGUCCGGAAACAGGAGAAGAUCAAGGCUGGACGACCCACGAGUUUCACCUGGUUGCUCAAAAGCUACUCCAAGACCUGGAUCGGUCGCAUGGUUCUCAAGCUUCCCCAAGCCCUCCAGCCCUUCGCAUUCAUGAUGAUCCAGUACGCAUACGCCCUUGUCACCAUGGUCCCUUGCCCAUUCUGGUACGCAAACCGAACUUACGCCGCUGGAUUUUUGAUUCUGGUGUUUGGAUGGUCAGUCUGGAAUGGAGCGAAUUAUUAUAUUGAGGUGUUUGGGUCGAGGUUUCAGAAGGAGUUGGAGAGGUUGCAGGCCGAGGUUGCUGAGUGGGAGAGGAAUCCGGGGACUGCGCCGGUUACGCCUGCUGUGGAGAAGACGGGGAUGGAUUUCUCGGGGGGAGCGAUUAGUGAUGGGUUGAGUAAGUUGACAGCGCUUGGGACUGGAGAUGUUGGAGGUGGCAAGGCGGAGUAA